This is a messenger RNA of Eurytemora carolleeae, 889 nucleotides long. RefSeq lists its product as uncharacterized. The transcript is spliced from 7 exons. NCBI's taxonomy places the organism in Eukaryota, Metazoa, Arthropoda, Copepoda, Calanoida, Temoridae. The coding region runs from base 5 to 787 and encodes 260 amino acids. The record is from RefSeq and is a predicted model, not a curated record.
AAACAUGAAUGUGUAUGGGUACGUUUGCUUAACUGGGGUUAUAGCCAGAGUUGUACUGGGGUGUUUAACACCUUGUGAUGACGCCUGCAGAAUAUCUGGUAACACUAUAUCAUAUGCCAGAGUGACUAGAAAACCAGCAUUUAGAGUUGUAAAUGAUACUCUUUAUAACAGACUGGAUCCAGAUUCAAACAAAGCUUAUGAAGACAUGAAAAAGCAAAUUCUACAAUCAAAACUGGAAGAAAGCACUCAAAAGGAUAAAAAAGAUAGAGAUGUUUCAGCUGAAAAAUCUGAAACUGUUAAGUAUGAAAUAAGACUCCAUGAAAAAUACAACAAUCAAGAUGCAGAGAAUUUUGAAAAUUAUUCUGAAGAAAAGGAAGAGUUUAAACAAAUGAAAAAUGCCAGGAAACAAAUAAAUUAUUCACCAUAUUCACUGGAAGACAUUAACACCUCUGAAGCUAGGGCUAAGCCAGACUUUGAAGAGGAUAAAGUUUCAGUUGAAUUUGUCUAUCCUGAUUCUGCUAGUGUAGUACAUGUGUACACCAAUCCUGAGGACUCAGAACCUGUUUAUAAUGUUGACGGCUCUCUCCUUCUGCAACCUGAGUUCAGUGGGUACACAGAGGCAAUCCCAAGAACAGAUGAAGAACAGUCUGUUUGGGGUUUUAUUGUAGGAAUGUUUCCAACACCAGUGACUAGACGGAGAGAAGAGAAGGAUAUAAUUCCUGACAAGAUUUCUGAAUCAACUUUGGUGCUGAUUCCUGAACAUGAAACAAAUAGGAAUAUUCUUUAAUGGAACUGAUCGACUAAAAUAAAUAUUAUUAUGUGUAGAAUAUUUAAAUAAAUAAAGCUUGUAUUGACAUAAAAGAAUAAACACAUUCAUACUGAUAAAAGA